This is a messenger RNA of Closterium sp. NIES-67, 1897 nucleotides long. NCBI's taxonomy places the organism in Eukaryota, Viridiplantae, Streptophyta, Zygnematophyceae, Desmidiales, Closteriaceae. The record is from the annotation of a GenBank genome assembly.
CUCUUUUUCUCGUCCGACAUCGCCUACCAUCAUUUUACCACUGAAGCUUCUCGCAUUUUGGCUCCAUGGGGUUGAGCAUCGAGUGCUCCAUGAAAACCAAGAUAAGUCCAAAAGUUCUUGCGUUAAUCACAACCAAGUGGAGGUGUACUAUAACCUCCGUAACUGGGCGCUUGAAGCAAUUGCCGCCGGCACGGAUGGCGAUGGGCCAUGGUGGGACGAGAAUGUGAAGGCUUGGGCAUUUUCGGAGAGCCAUGUAGUAUUUAUAAGUGCAGAUGGGUUGUCUGCAGUGCCACGUGCUUGCAGGUAGAGAAUUAUUACCUUAAAUAAAUAAUUAGGAUUCAUGAGUGCUUCGUGCAAUCUGUCUUUCAGAUGAUUUAAUGCACGGAGCAACGCAGCACCUACCGGGGAUGUGAGUCGCAGCGGCAGCAUCGUCCACUCUCACCCGCUCCGCGAAUCCCGCCACUCAUUUUGUGCCGCCUUGCUGCCCACUGCCCUACGCAGACUUGUGCCAUCUCAGCCGCCCCUUUCCGUGAGCUCCUUCUCCCCCUUGACCAUGGCGCGGGCUCUCUCUCGCCGCGCGCUUUCCACCGCGCCUUGGCUCGGUCUAGCGCUGGUGCUGAUGCCGGCUGGAACGAAAGGAGGGUUUGGGUGAAGCAGCAAUGGAUGAGACGGAUGCUGAGAGCGGCUGAAGGGGAGAGAGGGGAGAGAGGCGAGCAGCAUGGCUCUAGUGACCGCAUGGACCUCCAUAGCGCUGCUGCUGCUGCCCCUUCUGCUGCUGUUGCUUGUGCCGCCCCUUCUGCUGCUGCCAUUGCUGCUGCUGUGGCUGCUGCUGCGGCUGCAGAUGGCGCUGAUAGUGGCAGUGGCAGCGGCAGCGUGUGGGGGGACUGAGCACCUUGCAACCACAUGUGGGGACAGCCACAGUGGCCAACGCCUCGGGGUCCUCUCGUCCCUUCCAUCGGGUUCUCGCCUCGGGUGCUGCGGCGGUUGUGGCAGCACCAUCACAACCAUUAACUUUGCCCGCAGAGUGCAGGGACGGCAGCGCCGAGAAAGCAGUGGUGGUGACGACAUUCCGCUAUGACCAAGUUAACUUCCCCAUCGACCCGGUUCAUCCCGUGUACCCUUAUGAGGUCAUUCUGAACAACACGUGUCAGCAGCGGGCCAUCUCUCGCCUGACCAUCAACAUCGUCAGGAAGAACAGAUUUCGCUCCUACGUCCUCAUUCCGCGCUUGCAGUUCAUUGGAUAUGGCAAAGAUGAAAGAAACAGUCACGACAAUUAUCAAUUCCGGGUCAGAGCUCUUCAUGCCAUGCCUUGCACAUCAGCAUUGUGUGAACAAAUGAGCAUCUUGGAGAUGGGCGUGUGUCUUACUCCUUGCCAGGCUAACUUGCUUGGUCCUUCCUCCGUGCCGUGCCCUCCUUCCUCUGCUUGCUACUCCUUCUGCGUGUUUCCCCCCUGCUGCUCUCUCCUCUCUCCCUUUUAGUAUUCCCCCAUCCUCUCGACAUUUCUCCCUUCCUCCAACCCUCCCGGUCCCCCUCUCUUUGUCCGCCUGUCCGUCCGUCUGUCCCUCCCUCCCUCCCUCCCUCCCACACUUCUUCUCUCCCUCACUUCUCUCUCACACUACCCUUCCCAUCCUCCAACCUUACCCACCUCCACCUUAUCAUUGAUUGCCAUUCUGUCUCUCAACUCCACCAUUCCAAUUCCCCCUCGCAGGUACUCCCUCCCCUGGGUGCACCCAAUGACUCGGUGAUAAUCCCUCCAGGUGCCAUUCUCAAGUUCAACACUACUACACAGCUCUUGCACUUAAGCAUCACUGUUAUUGCAGCCACCUUCUCUCCUUAAGUCCUAUCGUAUUCCCUUGUAUUGAACACCCCAUGGAGGUAAUAAAGAAUACAUUGAAAU